UCCUUUUUUUUCUCUUCUUUCUUCUUCUCUCCGUCCCUCGUCGGCGUUUCCCGGCGUUUCCCCCGCCGAUCUCCUCCGGUUUCUUCGGAUCCCUUUGGGUGUUCCUCUGCGAGAGCUCGCCCAGUUCGGAUUCGGGUUUUUGAGAUAAAUAUAGUUUGCCUACAACUUUUUCUUAAAAGCUUUAAGGAGGAGUCAUGGAGUCUGGCCUCAAGAAGGUGGGGUCAUACUGUGCAAUUGCAGAGGCUGAUGACUUUGAUUUGUCGAAACUCCUGGACAAACCAAAGUUGAACAUUGAGCGACAAAGGUCAUUUGAUGAGAGGUCUCUUAGUGAACUUUCUGUCAACAUAAGGGCUGUUGAUAGUUUUGAGAAUAUGUAUUCCCCCGGAGGUAUGCGGUCAGGGUUUGACACACCAGCCUCAUCUGCCCGUAACUCGUUUGAGCCACAUCCAAUGGUGGCAGAGGCUUGGGAUGCAUUAAGGAAGUCUCUGGUCUACUUCCGUGGCCAGCCCGUUGGGACCAUUGCUGCCGUAGAUCAUGCCUCUGAAGAAGUCUUGAAUUAUGAUCAGGUGUUUGUUCGUGACUUUGUUCCAAGUGCUUUGGCUUUCCUAAUGAAUGGUGAACCUGAGAUUGUCAAAAACUUUCUCCUCAAAACUCUCUAUCUUCAAGGGUGGGAGAAGAGGAUUGAUCGUUUCAAGCUUGGAGAAGGUGCUAUGCCUGCAAGCUUCAAAGUACUUCAUGAUCCUGUGAGGAAAAUGGAUACACUAAUUGCAGAUUUUGGUGAGAGUGCCAUCGGAAGAGUUGCCCCUGUUGACUCUGGAUUCUGGUGGAUUAUUCUUCUCCGCGCCUACACAAAGUCAACUGGAGAUUUAUCUCUUGCUGAAACGCCUGAAUGUCAAAAAGGAAUGCGGCUUAUAUUAGCUUUGUGUUUGUCAGAGGGUUUUGAUACGUUUCCUACAUUGCUCUGUGCUGAUGGCUGCUCAAUGAUUGAUCGAAGAAUGGGAAUUUAUGGUUAUCCAAUUGAGAUCCAAGCCCUUUUCUUUAUGUCUUUGAGGUGUGCUUUGGCAUUGCUUAAACAUGAUGCAGAAGGAAAGGAGUUCAUAGAGAGAAUAGUAAAACGUUUGCACGCUUUAAGUUAUCACAUGAGGAGUUAUUUCUGGCUUGACUUUCAGCAGCUCAAUGAUAUAUACCGCUAUAAGACAGAGGAGUACUCACACACAGCUGUUAACAAAUUUAAUGUCAUCCCUGACUCGAUACCAGAUUGGGUUUUUGACUUUAUGCCAACCCGUGGGGGUUAUUUUAUUGGAAAUGUUAGUCCUGCAAGGAUGGAUUUCAGAUGGUUUGCUCUAGGUAACUGUGUUGCUAUUUUAUCAUCUCUUGCAACCCCAGAGCAAUCAGUGGCCAUAAUGGAUCUUAUUGAAGAACGUUGGGAAGAGCUCGUUGGAGAAAUGCCAAUCAAGAUUAGUUAUCCAGCCAUUGAGAGCCAUGAAUGGAGAAUAGUGACUGGCUGUGACCCCAAAAAUACCAGAUGGAGUUAUCACAAUGGAGGAUCCUGGCCAGUGCUUCUUUGGCUGCUCACCGCGGCCUGCAUCAAGACAGGUCGUCCACAGAUCGCAAGACGAGCAAUUGAGCUCGCUGAAAGCCGAUUGUUAAAGGACAGCUGGCCAGAGUAUUAUGACGGAAAGCUCGGAAGAUACAUCGGCAAACAAGCCAGGAAAUUCCAGACAUGGUCUAUUGCAGGUUAUCUAGUGGCAAAGAUGAUGCUCGAAGAUCCUUCGCAUUUGGGUAUGGUCGCACUGGAGGAGGAUAAAGCGAUGAAGCCCGUGCUAAAAAGAUCGUCCUCAUGGACUUGCUGACAGGUUGGAGCGAGAAGAUGAAAUGGUAUACUUACACAAUUCUUUGGCAGCAAUCUCAUAUGUUUUCUUGUUCAGUCAGUCCCUUGGCUGGCCGGUUUCCGUUUCAUAUCGAAAAAUCUAGUUUGUACUAUAUAUGUUGUAUUGCCAGCGAAUUAGAAUUCUGAAUAAAAGGUUGAGUUUUGUUUACGCGGAGAUCGUCUGUAUCUCCUUGUAGUUGCAAGAGACUCAGUUUUCUAAUGAAUUUGUUUUGGUUCUCAA
Molecule: messenger RNA, 2111 nt
Organism: Dioscorea cayenensis subsp. rotundata (Guinea yam)
Lineage: Eukaryota; Viridiplantae; Streptophyta; Magnoliopsida; Dioscoreales; Dioscoreaceae
Product: probable alkaline/neutral invertase D
Exons: 5
Coding region: 195-1853 (552 amino acids)
Biological process (GO): sucrose catabolic process
Molecular function (GO): sucrose alpha-glucosidase activity; endo-alpha-N-acetylgalactosaminidase activity
Source: RefSeq, a predicted model, not a curated record